CGUCUUAAUUCCAGGUCAACGCACCCUUCCUUUUUAAAGAAUUGGGGCUACGCUUAACGCUGCGUGUUCCCAAUCCCGAUCCAACAAACCAUUUCAUUCAGCGACUCCAAAAAAGAAAGUUAGAGAUGAUUGAUGAUCAAGCCUUGGGAACCAUUGCCAAUUUUCUUGGCAUCUUCAUUUUUGGUUUGGUUAUAGCUUAUCACUUGGUCACAUCGGACCCCAAAUAUGAAGCCUCCUAAGAUUUAUAUAUGAAUUUUCUGAUGUAUUCAAGACACAAAUUUGAUAGAUUCAGUUUUGUUCAUUGAUCUGUCACAGGUCAGUUUCUUUGUAUGAUGACUUAAUAUUGAUAUGCAUGCUAAAUCUUCAACAUUUUAGAGACGUGUGUUAGCCA
Messenger RNA from Cajanus cajan (pigeon pea), 391 nucleotides. RefSeq lists its product as uncharacterized. Lineage: Eukaryota; Viridiplantae; Streptophyta; Magnoliopsida; Fabales; Fabaceae. The record is from RefSeq and is a predicted model, not a curated record.